CCGUCCUCAGCUCACGAUCUCUCCUCACGCUACCCCGAGGCUACCUCCGCCCGCGUAGCCCCGACCAUGGCUCUGUAGCCGCCACCCCUCCGCGCCCACGGGCCCCUCUCCGCGCUCACCGCGCCUGCGCUCUCCGCUCCCGCCUUCCUUCUUCAGCCGAGGCCGCCGCCGCCUCUCCUCUCCGCAGCCAUGGAGUCCUCCACUUCCGCCUUGGUGCCUGUCUUCGCCCAGCUGAGCAACGUCCAGAGCCUCCUCCCUGCUGUCGGUGCAGCCUCCUUCGUUGCCAUCCGUGCCCAGCACCUGUGUUGCUGCUAUGUCACUCCUGGCGACCCUGGGGCUGGAGCUGGACAGGGCCCUGCUCCCAGCUGGCGGGCUGGGCUGGCUUGUAGACUAUGGGAAACUCCCCCUGGCCCCUGCCCCCCUGGGGCCCUAUGAGGUCCUUGGGGGAGCCCUGGAGGGCGGGCUUCCAGCGGGGGGAGAGCCCCUGGCAGGUGACGGCUUCUCUGACUGGAUGACUGAGCGGGUUGACUUUACAGCCCUCCUCCCUCUGGAGCCCCCCUUACCCCCAGGAGCCCUCCCCCCACCUUCCCCACCCCCACCUGACCUGGAAGCCAUGGCCUCCCUCCUCAAGAAGGAGCUGGAGCAGAUGGAAGACUUCUUCCUUGAUGCCCCACUCCUCCCACCAUCCUCCCCACCACCGCCGCCGCCGCCACCACCACCGCCACCACCACCACCAGCACCCUCCCUGCCCCUCCCCCUCCCCACCUUUGACCUCCCUCAGCCCCCUGCCCUGGACACCCUUGACUUGCUGGCCAUCUACUGCCGCAGUGAGGCCGGGCAGGGCGACUCGGGGUUGGCGCCCCUGCCUCCCCCACAGCAGCCCCCUCCUCCUCCACCUCAACCCUCUCGCGCGGCCCCCUACCCCCAUCCUGCCGCCACCCGAGGGGACCGCAAGCAAAAGAAGAGAGACCAGAACAAGUCGGCAGCUCUGAGGUACCGCCAGAGGAAGCGGGCAGAGGGCGAGGCCCUGGAGGGCGAGUGCCAGGGGCUGGAGGCGCGGAACCGGGAGCUGAGGGAGAGGGCUGAGUCGGUGGAGCGGGAGAUCCAGUACGUCAAGGAUCUGCUCAUCGAAGUGUACAAGGCUCGAAGCCAGAGGACCCGCAGCAGCUAGCCGGGCAGGGGCUUUGGGCGGUAGGGGGCGCUGGUCCUCAGCUCUGGGUCACUUCUGUUUUCUGGAGCUGAGGAGGGAGGGUCCCUGUCAUCCCCUUGCCUCCACCUUCAUUCCAAACAUCCCUCUCCCCCCGCCCCCCGCUUUUAUCCUUGUCCCCUCUCUUGUCCAUUUUGCUCCCCUCGUCCCUCCCCAGAAUCCUAGAAUGUUUGGCCAUAGGAGUGACGUCUACACUCCUCAAGGAAGAGCUGGGGGGCUGAAGCCCACAGGGGACUCGGGGAGCAGGGCAGAGCUUGGAAACCUGGUCUCCAACAGGGAUGGGAGGGCAGGAAGCUAUGCAGAAUCACUAUGCAAAUGAGGAAGGAGAGCCAUCGGGGCCACAAGGGAGGGUUUGAAGAAUGGCACCCUUGUAAUAAGCAAAAAAAAAAAACAAGCCAAGGGACCUGGGGGAG
Molecule: messenger RNA, 1620 nt
Organism: Equus caballus (horse)
Lineage: Eukaryota; Metazoa; Chordata; Mammalia; Perissodactyla; Equidae
Gene: ATF5
Product: activating transcription factor 5
Biological process (GO): regulation of transcription by RNA polymerase II
Cellular component (GO): nucleus
Molecular function (GO): DNA-binding transcription activator activity, RNA polymerase II-specific; RNA polymerase II transcription regulatory region sequence-specific DNA binding
Source: RefSeq, a predicted model, not a curated record